This is a messenger RNA of Cylicocyclus nassatus, 937 nucleotides long. NCBI's taxonomy places the organism in Eukaryota, Metazoa, Nematoda, Chromadorea, Rhabditida, Strongylidae. The record is from the annotation of a GenBank genome assembly.
AUCUAUUUUCCUUGAGGUACUUGUAUGAUUGUCGUCGUUGACACAGGUUGAUGGCAGAAGUGUUUGGUCUCAUUGCAGCUGGACGAGCGCCCUCACAAUUUGCACAAGUGGGUGAAAGAGAAUUCCUGUGUGAAGUUGGGGAUGCUGCAAAUGUAAAUCAUGUAGUCGUCUUUAUGACCGGUUUGCAGAAUUUUCCGGAAGGUUUAGGAAGUUCAGUAUAUGUGCGAUGGCCUACACCGGACGGACAAGAUGCCGGCUGGCACUAUCUAGGUUUUUUAUGUAAUGCGAAACCAAGCGUGAUAUUCAAAAUUGCUCAGCUACAUCUGUCAGAAGUACGUCACACUGGUGUUUUCGGUGGUGCUAUGAGCUCCGGAACGAUGGGAUCAGUGCAAGUUGGCCUUAUGGUGGAGCCCCUUACCGUUAUAGAGGGACGAGCAGCAGCGGAAGGGACGCAGAUUAGUCAGCAGUCGACAUUGGCGGAAUUUGCCGAAACGAUGCUAAGGAACUUGGUAAAUCAUGCGGAGUCGUACGCGACCAGGCUCAGUAGGCCAGAUGGUCAAGGAUAUGCUGAUUACAUACCAGUUUCUGCGCUUCAGGAAUGGUAUAACAAUUUUCGCCGUCGCUUUGAACAAAACCCAUAUUUCUGGAGGUCUCUUCGCAGUGUGUAGAUUUCUGUCUUCGAAUUCUUUCCAACGUUCUUUCGCUUGUAUAUUGCACUCCUACCCUUUCCAAAGAUUUAUGUCAUUGUCAUAGGUUUUGAAGGUUGUGUUCGUUUUGAUGUUGUUGAAACUAAAUCUGGACAAAAUUAGUUAAUCAUCUCAUGGGAAAGUACAUGAAAGCCUGAAGCGUGAGCGAUUAUCAUGCUUGGACUUCUGCGCCUGAUAAACUGAAAAUUCGUGUCCUGGCAAUCUGGGUACUUUUGUUGCUUAUGUGCAGA